This is a messenger RNA of Micromonas commoda, 3672 nucleotides long. Its product is annotated as JmjN/JmjC protein. Bases 1 to 3672 code for a protein of 1223 amino acids. The record is from RefSeq and is a predicted model, not a curated record. Gene Ontology annotation, cellular component: histone deacetylase complex; chromatin. The transcript has a single exon. Gene Ontology annotation, molecular function: transcription coregulator activity; chromatin DNA binding; histone H3K9 demethylase activity. Gene Ontology annotation, biological process: regulation of transcription by RNA polymerase II. Lineage: Eukaryota; Viridiplantae; Chlorophyta; Mamiellophyceae; Mamiellales; Mamiellaceae.
AUGGUGGCCCCGUCGGACAUGGACGACGAGACCGAGGCGCUCAUCAGGCAGCUGCAGCAGCAGGACGCCGCGGAGUACAACCGCUCGCGCGGCCUCGGCAGGCGUGAGCGCAAGGCGCCGGAGGUUUACGUGCCCCCGCCCCCCGGCGUGGGCACGCUGGCUAAGAGCGACAGACCCCCGGAGUCCGCCAAGAAGGACGAGGGGCGACGGGAGACCCGCGGCAGGGAUCAGCGGGACACGCGCGCGAGCACCCCCGCGAAGAGCGGCGGCAGCACCAAGUCCGCCACGCAGUCCGCGGAGAAGCCCGCCGGCGGGAGGGCGUCGAAAACCGCCGAGGCGCCCCAGUCGGGCGGCCGAAGCUCGCGCUCCCGAGACGCCUCCGCGUCCACCAAGCCCCCGCUCGAGGGCUACGUCCUCCACCAGGAGGACAUCUGGAAGAAAGUCACGCCGAGACCCGGCGGCGGCGACCACUGCGACAUCAUCUACAAGCGUUUCGACCCGGCCACCCGCGAGGAGCAACCCUUCCACGAUUGCAACCGGGUCGGCGAGUACGCCAAGGGGGAGAACAUGAAGUCGCUCAGGUCCGUCACGGCCGUGAACAGGUACCUGGAGCGCAGGAGCAAGCAGAAGACCAAGGCGGACCGCAAGGCGGCGGCGCCCAAGAGCGCCGAGAAGCCGGCCAAGAGCGCGGCGCCCGAGGGUGGGAGGGAGCCUCCGGCGGAGAUGCCGCCGCCGCCCGCGCGGGGAUCGAGGAGCAGACCCGCGCGCGGCGACCCGGCGGCGACCCAAACCCCGGGCAAGGACGGCGGCAAGGGCGGCGGCAAGGACCCGUCGCCCGGCGAGAAGUCCGCGGAUCGAUCCGCGGAGAAGGCUCGGGCCGGAAGAGGAGGCCGGAGCGCCGCGAGGAGGAAUCCCGACACAGCUGUCUCUGUUACGCCUCCGGACGUCGCGAUCGAGACGGAGGCGGCCCCCGUCGCGCCGUCGCUGAGCUCGGGCGUCGACGCGCAGACCGCGAAGGCGAUGGCGAGGUACGCGCUGGAACGAAUGAGCCGCGGCAUCCGCGACGUCGCCGAGCAGAUCCGAGCCGAGAGAACCCUCGGGGGGGAGGGCUCGGGCGACGAGCGCCCGGAGCUGAUGCCGGGCGGGACGUACCGGCUGGUGUGCGACCGAUGCGCGAACAGCAUCGCCGACUGCUUCAGGCACUGCGACGGGUGCGAGAACGACUUUUGCCUCGAGUGCUGCGCCGAGGUCAGGCGCGCUCGCGCCGAGACUGGAGCCCCCGAGGUUUCCACCGCGUGUCCGCACUGCGUGGCUGGGGCGAAGGACGACGACGCGCUCGCCAAGGCUCGAACCAACGGGAUGAGCCUCAAGGUUCGCAGCUUCAGCGUCACCACGAAACGCUCGCUGGACGCCGCUCGCGCCGCGCCGGACCCGCUCUCCGACCUCGCCGCGCUCGUCGACGAGUACGGCGUCCUCGGAGGUAAGGUCAAGCCGGAGGAGGACGCCAAGCCGUGCGCGAGAUGCGCCGCCGCGUCCAACGCGUCCGGACGCUCCAAGCGAUCGUCCACCGCGUCGCGGAGUGCCGCCGGCGGAGGCAACGCGAGCGACGCGACGAUUCGCGCGUCGUCUCAGCCCGACGAUUCGUGUCCCGUGUGGGCGCCGCGGCGAUCGGACAUCGACCCGCGGCGGCACGGCGCCGACGUCGCGGGGGCGGCGCUGGCGCACUUUCAGAGGCACUGGCGCCGCGGGGACCCGGUGGUGGUCCGCGGGGUGGAGGGCGACGCACCGGGGUGCUGGACCCCCGCGGGGGUGACGGCGGCCAUCACGGACGGGAGCGUGGAGGUGCUGGUGUGCGAAACCGGGGAGCGCAGGAGCGUCGGCGUCGAGGAGUUCUUCCGGGGGUUCAAACAGCCGGGAGCGCAGAUGCUCAAGGUCAAGGACUGGCCCUCGGAGGAGGAGUUCAAGCAGAAGCUCCCGAGGCACUAUGCCGAUUUCGUGCGCAUGCUCCCGUUUCAGCCGUACACCAACCCGGUGGACGGCCCGCUCAACCUGUCGUGCAGGCUGCCCAAGGAGUGGGUCCCGCCCGAUCUCGGCCCCAAGUCGUACGUCGCGUACGGCCGCGAGGAGCAGAAGGGCGCGGGGGACUCGGUGACGAGGCUCCAUCGGGACAUGUCGGACGCGGUCAACGUCCUGCUUCACGUGGAGCCGAGGGGCGCCGAGGGAGACGAGCCCGUCGAGGGCGCGAGGUGGGACAUCUUCCGCAGGCAAGAUUUCGAGAAGCUGGAGACUUGGCUCCAGGCGAAGAUGGGCGAAGGCGCGCUCGGCAACGUCGCGCCCGAGGGGACGACGCAUGACGGCGGGAAGAAGCCCACGGGCCACCCGAUUCACGACGUGCGCGUCUUUCUCACCGAAGCAGAUCUCGCGGCGCUCGCGCGGGACGUCGGCGUCAAGCCCUGGACUUUCGAUCAGAGGGAGGGGGACGCAGUGUUCGUCCCGGCGGGAUGCGCGCACCAGGUCCGGAACCUUCGCGGCUGUAUCAAGGUUGCCCUCGAUUUCGUCUCCCCGGAGAGCGUGGGCGAGUGCCUGGCGAUGGCGCGCGGACUUCGAGCGCACAACGUCGAGGAUAAGCUGCAGGUGCGCGCGAUGAUGCUCCACGGCGCGAGGCACGCCGACGUCGCCCUCAACGGCGGCAGGGUCAGGACCUACGGGAAGGCUUCGGCCGCGGCGAUCGCCGCGAUCGAACGUGAGGAGGCUGUCGCGGCGGCUGCCAGGGCCAAGACCGUCGAGGUCAAGGUCGAGAAGGAGGAGGUGAAGAAGGGGGAUGCGAAGAAGGAGGGGGCGCCGGCGAGCAAAAGGGUGAAGGGCGAAGCGGCGCCUGCGUCGAACGGCGGCGGCGCGGCGGAGGCGGCGGCGAAGGCUUCCGAGGCUGCGAAAAAGGCUGAGCGGGCGGCGGCGGCUGCGGAGGCGGCGGCGGCGCGGGCCAAGGCGGAGGAGGAGGCGCUGGACGACGAGCACGACGAAGCCGCUGAGCUCCUCCUCGGCCUCGGCGCGUUCACGGCCAAGCCCGCUCCGAAGAGGCCCAAGCCCAAGCCGGUCGAGGUUCCACCCGCGAAGAAGGCUAAGGCAGCGGCCAAGCCGCCCGACAAAACGGAGGCUCCCGCGGCGGUGGUCAACCCUCUCGCAGCCUACCAGCAGGCGUACGCCGCGAUGAUGGCGCAGCACCACCAGCAGCAGGUGCAGCAGCAGGUGCAGCAGACGCACCCCGAAGCGGAGAUCGCGGCGGCUCUCAAGAGAGAAAACGCCGCCGCGGGGGCGCCGUCGUUCUUCGGCGGCGUCGCCGCGCCCGCGCCAGUCGCCGCGCCGGCUCCGAGCGUCACCCAGAACCCGCAGGCGGCUGCCUACGCCGCCCUGCAGCAGCAGCAGAUUUUCACGGAGGAGAUGCAGCGGGUGGCUCUGCAGCAACAGCUGAUGGCGGCGUACGCCAGUAACCCCAUGAUGGCUGCGAUGAUGCCAAACCCGGAGAUGUUGCGGCAGUACGCGGCGACGCUCAUGCAGCAGUAUCAGGAUCAUCAGGUUGGCGCCGCCACCGCGCAGCCGCAGCAGCCGGGAGCCGGGGACGCGGGAAACGUAACCGGCGUCUCGCUUCCCGCCGGGGACGACGCGAAACCCUGA